GAAUUUUCUGAUACAUAGCCGACAUUUUGUUAUGAAAAAUAGUUAUCGAACACAACGCUAUAUUAGUAACGUGUUUAAUUUGUUUAAGUGUGAAUUUGCUUACGCAUAUAUUACUAUUGCUGAGCCCGAUCUCAGAUACCGAUAAGAAAUAAAUUAUUUUUCAUCGAUAGUGUGUUUUAUUCGGCAAUUCCAUUUUAUAGGUUUUUAAUUGGUUGACUUAUCGUAUACAUUAAAGCGAUAAGAUAGCUUUGUGUUAUUGUGUAGGAAAUGUAUUCAUGACCUUAGAGUGCUUUCGGUCUGGUGUUUUUGUUUAGAGCAUUAUGGGUGGUUCACAGUCGUAUCCUGGUCUCACAGAAGAUGUUUUGGAAGAUUAUAGAAGUUUAACGUACUUGAAUAAAGGAGAAAUAUUACAUUUAAUGAAGAAAUUCUAUUCAAUAAAUCCUGAAAAACUCAAAGCGGACUAUAAACACAGAUUUACGAGAGAGGAGAUUCUUCAGAAGUUUGACGUAUUGAAGAACAAUCCAUUCCAAGACCGCAUAUUCCAAGUAUUCUCUUCACAGAAUGACAACUGUUUCUCAUUCGAGGACAUGUUAGAUUUGUGCUCUGCCAUGAGCGCUGAGUGUCCUGCGCACGUGAAAGCGAGCUGGGCAUUUAGAGUGUUUGAUUUAAACGACGACAAUCAGCUAUCGGCCAGUGACAUCAAAGGCAUUUUGGACCGUUUGACGUGGCAUCCCAGUAACCCGAACAACUAUUUAGAUCGCGAAUCUAAGACUAAAAUCGCCAAUGUCAUCUUGGACGAAAUUAACCUGGACAACAGCGGAGCUAUUGGCAUGAGCGAAUUCAAACUUAUUAUGUCCAGAAUACCAGAAUUUGCAUCUGCAUUUUAUUUUAGAUUAUAAUUUAUAAAUUAAUUUUUAAGCUGUUUAUUGUUUAAGACAUUGUACAGUUUAUUAUCACAUAUAUUAUGAAAUAUUGCUAUUAAAAUAAGUUUUUAUUAUCGUGUUUAUUUU
This is a messenger RNA of Manduca sexta (tobacco hornworm), 1010 nucleotides long. Its product is annotated as calcium and integrin-binding protein 1. Lineage: Eukaryota; Metazoa; Arthropoda; Insecta; Lepidoptera; Sphingidae. The transcript is spliced from 5 exons. The coding region runs from base 321 to 899 and encodes 192 amino acids. Gene Ontology annotation, molecular function: calcium ion binding. The record is from RefSeq and is a predicted model, not a curated record.